AUGCUCCGAGAGUCGCUAUGGGGGCCCAAGGGGCUCCCGGCGCCCGCUUCGGAGCUGAGGCACUGCCUUAGGCCCGGCCGAGUCGACCCCGCCGACUUUCUGGCCGAGGAGCAGGCUUUCCAUAGCGCAAUUACCAUGGGGGAACCCUAUGAGAUGGUGCCCGAUUCGGGUGCUGUGUUUACAUUUGGCAAAACUAAAUUUGCUGAAAAUAUUCCCAGCAAAUUCUGGUUUAAAAAGGAUAUACCUGUAUCUCUUUCAUGUGGAGAUGAACAUACUGCUAUUACUACAGGAAAUAAUAAGCUUUUCAUGUUUGGCAGUAACAACUGGGGACAGUUAGGAUUAGGAUCAAAAGCGACUGUUAACAAGCCAACAUGUAUCAAAGCUUUAAAACCGGAAAAAGUGAAAUUUGUUGCUUGCGGAAGGAAUCACACCCUAGUUUUAACAGGAGGAGGCAAAGUAUAUGCCACUGGAGGAAAUAAUGAAGGACAGCUCGGACUUGGUGAUACUGACGAAAGAAGUGCCUUCCAUCUCAUUAGUUUCUUUACAUCCCAGCAUAAGAUUAAACAACUAUCUGCUGGGUCUAACACUUCAGCUGCACUGACUGAGGAUGGUGAGCUUUUCAUGUGGGGUGACAAUUCCGAAGGGCAAAUUGGUUUACAAAAUAUAACUAAUAUAUGUGUCCCACAUCAAGUGACCGUUGGAAAACCUAUCUCCUGGAUCUCUUGCGGAUAUUACCAUUCAGCUUUUGUAACAACUGAGGGAGAACUGUACACCUUUGGAGAACCAGAGAGUGGGAAGUUAGGUCUUCCCCCAAAGCUCCUGGUCAAUCACAAAGUGCCCCAGCUGGUGCCUGGAAUUUCUGAGAAGGUGAUCCAAGUUGCUUGUGGUGGAGGACACACAGUUGUUCUUACAGAGAAAGCCGUGUACACCUUUGGGCUGGGACAGUUUGGUCAACUGGGUCUUGGCACUUUCACCUUUGAAACUUCGGAACCCAAAGUCAUUGAGAGUGUUAAGGAUAAGAAAAUAAGUCAUGUUUGCUGUGGAGAAAAUCACACAGCUUUGAUAACAGAAUCAGGCCUUUUGUAUACUUUUGGAGAUGGUCGACACGGAAAACUAGGACUCGGAAUGGAGAAUUUUGCCAAUCAGUUCCUUCCCACUUUGUGUUCUAAUUUUUUGAAGUAUAUAGUACAUUUGGUUGCUUGUGGUGGAUGUCACAUGCUAGUUUUUGCCACUCCACGACUUGGUAUGGCAGAAGACAUUGAGUCAGAUGAAAUCGAUGAUUAUUGUUUACCUUCAGCUAUAUAUGUGCCCAUCAGUGAUCCGCCUUUAGAAAACAUACUGCAGAGAUCUUUAUCAGCACGUGUGCGCCGUAGAAAGAAGGAGAAAUCCCCAGACUCUAUUCGAAUGACAGGAACACUACCUCCAGUUGAAGGGACUUCCCCACAGCCCAUUUGUUUUUCGCCUCACUUAAUUCCUUUCUCCAUGUCUGCAAGUAACCUGCUAGAGAAAACGAUAUGUGAAAAUGAGAACUCUAUGCCCCCAAUGGAACCAGAUUAUUUUCAACAUAAAAUGACCAAAGAGAAAGAUACAGACAGUCUUUCAGCAGAGGAUUCAGAAAGCCUUGGAGAAACUGCUGAUGUCUUAAAUAUGACACACAUGUUGCACCUGAAUUCCAAUGAAAAACUAAAAUUAUCGCCAAUUCAAAAGCAAAAGAAACAAGAAAUAAUUGAGAAACCGAAGCAGCAUACAACUUAUACUGAAAGUGAUGAUAGUAAUGAAUAUGAAAAUGAAGAGAUGUCCCCAAAAGUAACAGAAGGGAGAGUAUAUAAACAACUUUUGGCACAAGGAAUGUACGCGAUGCCAGCAACUAUGUCUAUGGAAGCAUUUUCAGAUGAGGACGUAGGUAAUGACUCAGACCAGCAAAGUCCUCAGACCAGCACCAGUGCAGAGGGUUUGCAAAAAGGGACCUUUAGACAUGAAAAUAAGCGUGGUGUCUAUCCACUUAAUAGUGAGGAAAUAGAAAAGGAAAGUGAUGACGGGCAAAGUCAGAAGGAUUCAAAAGCAAAAGAAAUAGUCUCUGAGUUGGAAACUGAUCUGGUGAAUAUGACAGAUCUGAAGGAUAUAAGAAAGACUGAAGAGAAUAGAAAAAAUAUUGAUAUGUUUUUUGAUGACUUACCAAAUAGAGACAUGAAUAUUGAGGAUGAAGAAGAUAAAGAUUUUGUUAAGGAAAGUAAAGGGAACAAGCAAGAUACGAUCUUUGACAGUGAACAAGCAUCUAUAGAGGAGGAAGACAGUUAUUUGGAAGGUGAAAGUGAAAGUCAGCAAAAUAUAGCUGAUGGUUUCCAGCAGCCUGAGUCAAUAGAAUUUAGCAAUGAUGAGAAAGAGGAUGAUGAAGUGGAAACUAAUCAAAAUUUGUGGUAUAGCAGAAAAUUUAUUGAACAAAGACAUGAAGAGGCUAAACACAGACUAUCCAGAAUCAUGGCAAAAUAUGAGUUUAAGUGUCAUCGCUUAUCAAGGAUCCCAGAGGAACAGGAAGAAGAUGAUUCAGAAGGAAGUGGAAUAGAGGAGCAAGAGAUAGAGGCAAAUGAGGAGGAGUGUGGAGAAAAAGAGAAAGAGGAAGCAGAGUUCCUGUUAAAUGACCUUACAGACAGAGCUAAGGAUCAUGAACUUUUCAAAAAUGAAGACCUGGUUGAGGAAACUGACAAAUAUACAGAAGGCAAGAAGAAAGAUACAGAAGACAAUAAAAGUGUUCCUAAAGACGAUCACUGUGACCCUGACAACUCUGUUAAAAAGGAUGAAAAAAUCAACCGAGAGGAACGAGCCAUUCAUGAAUACAAUGAAAAUCCAAAAGGAAAUAUGUGUGAUCGUGCAAAGAGUAGCUCUUCAGAAAUCCUGGAAGAUAGCAAAUCAACACCAACUAAAGACAUAAAAAAAUCGAAGAUUUUCCUCUUUAAAAGAAUGUCAUUGAUGAGUCAGAAAAUUGUGCAGAUUAAUAAUGAGCCACUCCCAGAGAUAAAACCAAUAGGAGACCAAAUAGCUUUUAAAAGAAAUAAGAAAGAUGCCAGCCAGAACCACAUGGGGCAAAAUCAUCAGGAAACCUCACCCCCCAAUAUGGAGAGAAGGUCAAAAUCUUGUACAAUACUCUGA
Messenger RNA from Budorcas taxicolor (takin), 3147 nucleotides. RefSeq names its product retinitis pigmentosa GTPase regulator (gene RPGR). The transcript has 18 exons. Bases 1 to 3147 code for a protein of 1048 amino acids. The record is from RefSeq and is a predicted model, not a curated record. Gene Ontology annotation, biological process: visual perception; ubiquitin-dependent protein catabolic process; protein ubiquitination. Gene Ontology annotation, molecular function: ubiquitin protein ligase activity. Gene Ontology annotation, cellular component: photoreceptor outer segment. Lineage: Eukaryota; Metazoa; Chordata; Mammalia; Artiodactyla; Bovidae.